AAUGGGAAAGUUGUGUGAGCCAGUGGAAUCUAAAUGGAUCAGGGAAUGGCUGCACCAUAAUUGAGCUGGCAGUGAUGUUUCCUUUGAUCAGCUGUGUACUUUUCUCAAUUUGAAUCAAACUUCAGGUUAUGUCAUGACUCCUGCAGAGUUGUCCAGACACUUGAGUCCUUGGUUCCUACUGCAGGGCUGUGUGUGGGUUGGGGCUCUUUCUCUCUUUGAAGAUGGAGCUGGGUUCCACCUUCCGAGCUUUGGGAAGCUUUAGUAGCUGCUAUCCUGUAAUACUUCCAUUCACAAGAAAUAGAAGCCACAUUUUGCUUGUUUUCACACUUUGAAUAGGAAUUUAAGUUGUGCUUUCUACAAUGUUGGGAAAAUAAUAAUGUACACUGUAACAUGAGCCUGAACUAUUGAUGAUAAAUGUACAACUAUUUGCUCGGUCAAGAAAUUAAAACAGUAAUACUUUUCUUGCUUAAUAGUUACAUUAUGUUGAAUACAAACUGAGUUUACUGCCUCUCGACGUGUGACUAGCUGUUUUGGUUUAGUGAUUUGAAAGGCAUUGGUGGCUUAGAUUAUUUUGUGUCCAAGGAACCACUUCCCAGUUAUUAUGUUGCUCUCUUAAAUGAGCAGCAUAAAAUGGACCAUGAAAUAAACAUACAGGAUAUUUUGGCAAUGCUGAUAAGCCCAUUGUUUUACUAGUGACCUAAAACAAAAUGCAUGGAUCAUCAUAUGCACAAAGAAUCUCCUCAGGGGAAACUGGAUUACAGCAGAGUUCCUUUUUAUAGUGCUUUUGUUGGGCUGGAAUACCGGGGUUAUAGAGGGCUUCAGUGAUGAGAGUUGAUUCCUGUUGUCCUAAAUCCAUGUGAUGAGCCACAUUAUGAUAGAAUUCUGUGGUACUUUUGUUUCCCCUUGUACUUUAGAAUAUACCUUUAGUGACAGUGGAAUUGAUCUGUUUUGGAGUUUUUUUGUUUUUCUUUCACUCUCAGUCCCUAUUUAAGGUGUCUAUCCUUGAGCAAUCUAUGAGUAAUAGAAGCCAAAUUGCAUUUAUGUGGUCACAUUGAUAACAGCAUUAUUUUUCAAAGUUAAAUUCUUUCCAACAAUAACAAUUAUAAUUGAGAAAACAUUAAAUUUGAGGAGUUAAAUUUUAAUUUUGUAGAAAUAUGGUUUACGGUUAUUGGGAGUAUACUCUUAGGACAUCAGUAGACUGAUUUUUUUGUCACCCCCAAGAAAGCGGCCCACUAUAUCCUAGCAAAGGUAGAUUUCUGGGAAAAGGUGGCUUGUUUUAUCUUUCAUUUAGCUUAACAAGUUAGUUAAUAUUGUUGAUCAUUUCUUCCAGAUGGCAUUUAUUAAAUAAUGUUUAUCACUGUACUGAUGAAUGCUUCAGCAACACUGGUGAACUCUAGGGUACAAGGAGUUCUUUACCUGUUGGCUCUAUCCCUCACCCCCAAUGUUGUAAAUGAGCCGUCAGACUGCAACAGCAUUACCUACUGGAACCUCAAAGUGUACACCAUCCCAGAGGGUACCUGCCCUGACUGGCACAACUGCGUCCAACAAUGACUUGGCGAGUCUUUUUGAGUGUCCGGUCUGCUUUGACUAUGUGUUACCACCCAUUCUUCAGUGUCAGAGUGGCCAUCUUGUUUGUAGCAACUGUCGCCCAAAGCUCACAUGUUGUCCAACAUGCCGGGGCCCGUUGGGAUCCAUUCGCAACUUGGCUAUGGAGAAGGUGGCCAAUUCAGUACUUUUCCCUUGUAAAUAUGCCUCUUCUGGAUGUGAAAUAACUCUGCCACACACAGAAAAAGCAGACCACGAAGAGCUCUGUGAGUUUAGGCCUUAUUCCUGUCCGUGCCCUGGUGCUUCCUGUAAAUGGCAAGGCUCUUUGGAUGCUGUAAUGCCGCAUCUGAUGCAUCAGCAUAAGUCUAUUACAACCCUACAGGGAGAGGAUAUAGUUUUCCUUGCUACAGACAUUAAUCUUCCUGGUGCUGUUGACUGGGUGAUGAUGCAGUCCUGUUUUGGCUUUCACUUCAUGUUAGUCUUGGAGAAACAGGAAAAAUACGAUGGUCACCAGCAAUUCUUUGCAAUUGUACAGCUGAUAGGAACACGCAAGCAAGCUGAAAAUUUUGCUUACCGACUUGAGCUAAAUGGUCAUAGGCGGCGAUUGACUUGGGAAGCCACUCCUCGAUCUAUUCAUGAGGGAAUUGCAACAGCCAUUAUGAAUAGUGACUGCCUAGUCUUUGACACCAGCAUUGCACAGCUUUUUGCAGAAAAUGGCAAUUUAGGCAUCAAUGUAACUAUUUCCAUGUGUUGAAAUGGCAAUCAAACAUUUUCUGGCCAGUGUUUAAAACCGUUGCAUUCAGUUUCACAGAGAAUAAGGCACCUGUCUGCCUACCAACCAGAAGCUUUUGGUAGGUGGAAGCUAGAAACAGGAAGGUAAAUGAAAGGCUGUUAAAUACAGGAAACAGUUGCAUGUAGUAACACUAAUAUAUUUAAAAAUAAGUCAACAGUAAACCACUGAAAAAAAUAUAUAUAUAUAUAUAUAUAUAUAUAUAUAUAUAUACACCCAAGAUGGGCAUCUUUUGUAUUAAGAAAGGAAGCAUUGUAAAAUAAUUCUGAAUUUGUGUUUGUUGUAGAUUGAGUGUACUGUUAAAAAAUAUUGGGUUCUUGUUUUUUUGUUUUGUUUUUUUGUGUGCGUGCGUGAGUGUGUGUGUGUGUUUGUUUUUUUUUUUCCUUUAACUGACAAGCCAUGUUGAGUGGUCUUGGACCACUGCUUUUCCCCUAUGUGAGUCAAUACAUAGUGCUGCUGUGUGUGUAUAUUUUUUUGUGUGUAUUUGCUAAUUUUUAUUAAUUCUAGUUUUUCAUUAAAUAAAUUUGACUUUCUUUUCUGUAAUUCAGGUUUUUCCUCACUUUUUUUUGUACCUUUUUAAAGUUAGUGUCUUUUUGAUAUGCAUAAUUGUUUAUGGUAAAAUUUAUACAUGUGUUCAAUACAUAUUUUCUUUUUCCCCCAUUAAUCAGUUCAUUAGAAAUAUUUUAAAUUCAACUAUUUUGUGAAGAUAUGAGUUUCAGAAAGGAAAGGUAACAUCGGAAGAAUUAUCAGAAGCUAUUUAAAGCAGCUAUAAAGUGAUCUCUCUCUUUCUCUCUCUCUUCUCCAGUUGAGUCAUACCUUCAAACUUAUUCUUUGUAAGGUUAGGGAGUACUGAUUUUUUUUUUUUUUUUAAUACUGGAAAAAAAAAUCAGGCUCUCCCCCUCCCCCAGAUACCUUGGACAAAUCACACAUGUUUAAAAUUUGUUCUUGUAUUUAUUGGUUUUGCAAAAGAAGGCAUCGUCUCACACAGUAUUUGUAAUUAAAAGCAAGUCAUUUGUUUAAAAAAAAGGCAGUUUGCAAAAAAAAUGUUUUUGGUCUUUUAUAAUUCUCAUUAAAAGAAUAUCUGGCAAAUUAAAAA
Messenger RNA from Delphinapterus leucas (beluga whale), 3431 nucleotides. Lineage: Eukaryota; Metazoa; Chordata; Mammalia; Artiodactyla; Monodontidae. The record is from RefSeq and is a predicted model, not a curated record.